AUGGGGUCUUCAAAUUUGGCCGUGCUAACCAAAUCGCACAAGAUUAUUGCUGCUAAACGACGGGCCAAGAAGGAACAGGUCAAAGAAAUUAUGUUCGACGAUGUUGCACGAAGAGAGUUUUUGACCGGGUUCCACAAGCGUAAACUGCAAAAGAAGGAGGUCGCCAAACAGAAAGCAAUGGAGAGAGAAAAGCAGGAGAGACUAGAGGCUAGGCGGGAGAAACGACAAAUGCUCGCUGAACGGGCAGUGCAGAAUGCGGCUGAGACAGAGCGGGCGUACGGCGCAGCCGUCAGCGAUGAAGAACACGAUGAAGAGGAGUGGGGCGGCAUAUCGAGUUCCGUCCCCAUCGACAAGGGGAAGGGCAAGCAGAAAGAAGACGAGUACGAGUACGAGGAACAAGUCGCCACGGUCACUGUGGUCGAGGACUUCGACCCAGACGAGCUGAUUCACGGACCGCGGUCGGGCAUACGGUCGCACUCACCUUCCGACGCGGAUGCAGACGGCGCGCGAGCGAUCAAUGCUGUCUCAGGCUCUCAGGCACGAGAAUCACAUCCGGCCGGUCGCGUUAUCGUGAACGCGAGCCAUAUGGCCCGCUCUGCGAACGGGCCAGCUUUAGUUGGUCGGGCAAAAUCAAAAUCAAAGCCCGCUACGAAGCCGAAGAACAUCAAGUACCAGACAAAUGCAGCUAGGAAGGCCGAUAGAUUGAAACAGCGUAGAAGAAAAAGCGAAAAGGCUGAGCGCGCAGGAGGCAAGGCGUCACGCAAAGACGGUGGGAGCCGCAAGCGACGGUGA
Molecule: messenger RNA, 792 nt
Organism: Fomitopsis serialis
Lineage: Eukaryota; Fungi; Basidiomycota; Agaricomycetes; Polyporales; Fomitopsidaceae
Product: nucleolar protein 12-domain-containing protein
Exons: 4
Coding region: 1-792 (263 amino acids)
Cellular component (GO): nucleolus
Molecular function (GO): RNA binding
Source: RefSeq, a predicted model, not a curated record